This is a messenger RNA of Biomphalaria glabrata, 1015 nucleotides long. RefSeq names its product antho-RFamide neuropeptides type 2-like. The transcript has a single exon. The record is from RefSeq and is a predicted model, not a curated record. The coding region runs from base 1 to 1005 and encodes 334 amino acids. NCBI's taxonomy places the organism in Eukaryota, Metazoa, Mollusca, Gastropoda, Planorbidae.
AUGCCUGCCCCUAUAGCCAUUGAGAUUCCUAUGAUACCAACUAAUAUUGAAACUAGAGUAAAGACUACACAACUGUUAGAAAUACCUGCCCCUAUAGCCACUGAGAUUCCUAUGAUACCAACUAAUAUUGAAACUAGCUUAAAGACUACACAACUCUUAGAGACGCCUGCCCCUAUAGCCAUUGAGAUUCCUAUGAUACCAACUAAUAUUGAAACUAGCGUAAAGACUACACAACUCUUAGAGACGCCUGCCCCUAUAGCCAUUGAGAUUCCUAUGAUACCAACUAAUAUUGAAACUAGCACAAACACUACAUCACUCUCAAAGACGUCUUCUAAAAUUCAACCAGACUACUCCAAAUCUCCAAAGGAUAAAAGCAAGAAGAUACUUGAAGGGACUAAAACACCAAACAAAAGAAAACAAGAUGCCGAAGGUCAAGGAAAACAAGACGCCGAGGACAAAGAAAAACAAGAAGUCGAGGACAAAGGAAAACAAGGUGCCGAGGACAAAGGAAAACAAGGCGCCGAGGACAAAGGAAAACAAGGUGCCGAGGACAAAGGAAAACAAAGCACUGAGGACAAAGGAAAACAAGGCGCCGAGGACAAAGAAAAACAAGGUGCCGAGGACAAAGGAAAACAAGGCGCCGAGGACAAAGGAAAACAAGGCGCCGAGGACAAAGGAAAACAAGGCGCCGAGGACAAAGGAAAACAAGGCGCCGAGGACAAAGGAAAACAAGGCGCCGAGGACAAAGGAAAACAAGGCGCCGAGGACAAAGGAAAACAAAGCACUGAGGACAAAGGAAAACAAGGCGCCGAGGACAAAGGAAAACAAGGCGCCGAGGACAAAGGAAAACAAGGCGCCGAGGACAAAGGAAAACAAGGCGCCGAGGACAAAGGAAAACAAGGCGCCGAGGAUAAUGGAAAACAAGGUGCCGAGGACAAAGGAAAACAAGGUGCCGAGGACAAAGGAAAACAAGGCGCCGAGGACAAAGGAAAACAAGGCGCCUAGGACAAAGGAA